Messenger RNA from Nasonia vitripennis (jewel wasp), 1721 nucleotides. RefSeq lists its product as uncharacterized. The transcript is spliced from 2 exons. NCBI's taxonomy places the organism in Eukaryota, Metazoa, Arthropoda, Insecta, Hymenoptera, Pteromalidae. Bases 1120 to 1449 code for a protein of 109 amino acids. The record is from RefSeq and is a predicted model, not a curated record.
UCAAUUAACGUUCUUUUUAAGUACUAUUGUUUUUCAUACAACUUCAUAUUAUUGAUUGUAAAUAAUAACUGUCAUUCAAAAUAAACCUAUCUUGGAGUGAACAUCUGUGCACUUUCUCUAAGUUUACUAUAUACAUACACAAUAUCUUGGUGUCAGAAUUGGUUUCGAAAAUACGCCAAUUACUUGAUUUUCUAUAUUCUACUACAAUAACACGCAGAGAAAAAAUAGUGAAAAGUGCAUAUUUUCAUUAAGAAGUCAACAUAACCAUGUCAGACGUAGAGGAACCUUCUACUGCAUUGAUUGCUGCUGUGACAAAGUCGUUGGCGGAUGCUCUGAGUAUUGUUAUUCCACAAGUUACCACUCCUGUUAUAAACCAGCCUGAAUCUACUUCUUAAGCUCAACCCAAAGCUCCUCCGUUCAAGUAUUAAGAAUAUCGUUUGUCCGACGGAACGACAGUCGACGAUUAUUUCAAGAGAUUCGAGUGGCCAUUACAACUAAGUAAAAUUUUGGAAAAAGAAUAUGGUAAUUUCACUCGAGUAUAUAUAUGGGUGCAGAACUUAAUAAUGCUCUGAAAAUUCUUAUUGCAUUUGAUACACCAGAAAGUCAUACGUAUCAACAAAUUCGCACUGUUUUAAUUGCACAUUUUGGCGUCAAGAAAAAUAAAUAUGCAGAAAGUGUUAAGUUUCGACAAAUUGUACAGCUAUAAAAUGAAUCCAUUGCUAAUUUCUCACUACAAUUGAAACAAGGAGAUACGUUCUGCGAAAACGACACAUUUCUCGACAGGAUGCUGAUUGAGCAGCUCCUACAUCGUCUCACUGAUCGUGAUAUGCGCGGCAAAAUAAUCGCCAAGCCUAUUACAUUCAAGGACGCUUAUGAAAUAGCACAUACAUUAGAGUCAACUCGUCAAACAGCAGAUGAGGUUACCUCUACUUCUAAUAAGAUACAUGCACUGUCUUAUUCAACAACGCAUUUCAAACAUAAAUGGAAUGCUUUGUAUACAUCGCGCAGUGCUUCUCGGAAGCAAUGUCAUGGCCAAGAACAAGGUCAGUACGCCUGUUAUGGAUGUGGAGAACGUCACAAACGCAGUGAGUGUCCAUUUCGUACUUCUGAGUGUCAUAAAUGCAAAAAGGUGGACACAUAGCAAAAGUUUGCAGAACUUCAUCUUCGCUUUCUACUUCUCAAAUACAAAGUUCUGAAGAGCCUGCACAAAAAAUAGACACAUUGAAAUGUUUCAACGCAGUCGAAAAAAUCCACGUUAUUUGUUCUUCUGUUGCAGCCAACAUCGCCUCAACUGCAUCCGUACUUGCUCUGCUAAUGUAUCAUUUGGUUCUACAUCUCGUCAACUUCCAGUCUACGUUAUUCAAGGCUCUUACGAUUCCUCUUUUGGUCGUGAAUGGAUCGCACAAUAGGGAACAGACAUGGUUUUGCUAUAUACAUAUAAAUACUUAGAAAAUUUAGUUUUAGACUUAGAAAUACAGUAGAAAAUAGCACAAGAAUACGUUAUGUAUCAAUUUUUUGCUGAUUUAGUACCUCUAGACCCUAAUAUUAUUAAUUAAAAGUUAAUAUGUUUGAGUAGUUUUUAAAACGGCAGCUCUCCAAUAUGGCAGCUCAAAGGAUAAAGACCUAACCUAACGUACGGGCAUUUGAGUACAUGAAUUACAGUCAUUAUGAAUCUAUUUUGAUUUUGAAGCAUUAUCUCUCAACUCUAUUAUGAUUUUUGA